This is a messenger RNA of Eimeria acervulina, 1200 nucleotides long. RefSeq lists its product as hypothetical. NCBI's taxonomy places the organism in Eukaryota, Apicomplexa, Conoidasida, Eucoccidiorida, Eimeriidae. The transcript is spliced from 2 exons. The record is from RefSeq and is a predicted model, not a curated record. The coding region runs from base 1 to 1200 and encodes 399 amino acids.
AUGAUAUUUGUCGGAGGAGGUGCUCCUCUCUUUCUUAUCUUUUUUGUUUAUGCUGCUGCUGUUCUUAUUGCUGAUCUACUUGUUGCCGGCUUUCUUAUACCUUUAGAAGGCUUCAUUGCCACUGAUCUCUUUGUUCUUAUUCGUUCUAUUAACUCUACUUCAAUUGCUGCUGCAUCUACUCAGCAGCAGCAGCAGCAGCAGCAGCAGCAACAGCAGCAACAGCAGCAGCAGCAGCAACAGCAGCAGCAGCAACAGCAGCAGCUGACGAUGCAAAACUCCGCGCGGCAGUUCGCCAUCCAGAUGCAGCGCUCGCGUCGCACGCAGCAGCUGCAGGUGCAGCAGCUGCAGCAGCAGCUGCAGCACCAGCAGUCUCGCCUCGCGCUGCAGCUGUUGCAGCACCAACAGUCUCAGCUGGCAAUGCAACGGCAGCAGAUGCUGCAGCAGCAGCUAUCUCAGCUGUCGCCGCAACACCAGCCCUCGCUGCAGCUACAGCACUCCCAGGUGGAGCUCGUGCAGCAGCAGCAGCAGCAGCAGCAGCUGCAGCUGCAGGUGCAGCAGUUGCAGGUGCAGCAACAAAAUUCCGAUUCUUUGCCCGCUCCGCCUGAGCAGCAGCGGUCGCAGCAGCAGCUGCAGCAGCAGAGGUCGCAGCAGCAGCAGUUGCAGCAGCAGCGGUCGCAGCAGCAGAUGCAGCAGCAGCUGCAGCAGCAGCGAUCUCAGCAGCAGCUGCAGCAGCAGAAUUCUCAGGCAUUUGUGGAGCAGCCGUUACCUUUGGUGUUCGGAAAUCAGCAGGAGGAGCAGCAGGAAGUGCAGCAGGAGCAACAGCAGCAGCAGCAGCAGCAGCAGCAGCAGCAAGAAAGACAGCAGCAGCAGGAUCAGCAGCAAGAAGAACAACAGAGCAGCGGAGAAGAUGAAGCGAUACAACAAACUUUAUCUUUAGGAGAGAACUGCCUAUACACCCUAACAUCAGAGAGAGAGGGAGGCUUAAGCACAGUUACUGAUGAAGAUUUUUUUCGGUCGUUUUACUCUGAAGCCUGCUCUUUACUUUAUAUAGGGAUGGCUGUUUACUUUGGUUGCUGCGGGACGACAGUAUUAUAUUAUAUUCAGAGACUCAGAGACAUACUGUCUCCUACAGCUCUUCAAGCUAUUCGAGCUGCUGCACCUAUCUCUGCUCUACUAUCCAUCGUUAUAGGCAGAGUGUAA